Molecule: messenger RNA, 312 nt
Organism: Nezara viridula (southern green stink bug)
Lineage: Eukaryota; Metazoa; Arthropoda; Insecta; Hemiptera; Pentatomidae
Source: the annotation of a GenBank genome assembly
AUGUUCCUAAAUAGAACAAUAUUAUAUAUUAUGGAUCGGCAUGGCAAUACUAGUAACAAUAAAAGAAAAUUCCUGAUUAUUUGGCAGAGACCCGAAUUGUUUAGUAUACAACCAAAAAAUUAUACUAUAACUAUUGCAUUAGAAGGAAAAAGUCACAAAACUAAAAAGAAACUUCCUUCCUAUAUUGUGAUUACAUAUCUGGUGACUUCCAACCGAAGUCAAUGUGUUUCUGGAGCUGCCGGGGAACAGUCUCUUAAGCCAGCUCAAAACCAGGUACGAUGUGUCUAUUCUGCUGUCCGGGAAGAAAAGUGA